Messenger RNA from Prorocentrum cordatum, 432 nucleotides. The record is from the annotation of a GenBank genome assembly. NCBI's taxonomy places the organism in Eukaryota, Dinophyceae, Prorocentrales, Prorocentraceae.
GAGCACGCGAGCAUCGCCCUGCGCAACGCCGAGGUCUACCGCGCCGCGAUCGUGACCAGCGAACGUGCCAACGGAUUGCUGAACAUGAUCCAGUCGCUUUCCCAGGACGACUUGGGCGCGCAGUCGCUCAUUCUCACGGUGACCAUGCACGCCAACGAAUUGGUGCAGGCCGAUCGAUGCACGGUGUUCCUCGUGGACGAGAAGAAACAGCAGCUGUGGUCGGUGUCCACGGACUCGGGAAAGGAGAUCCGCAUCCCGAAGACGGCUGGCAUCGUGGGCGAGUGCGUGAAGGAGGCGAAGGACCCCCGCUUCAACCAGAAGGUUGACAAGGAGACGGGCUACCACACCAGGAGUAUCCUGGCGGUGCCGCUCCUGAAGAAGAGCGACCCUGGCAAGGUGCUUGCAGUGAUCCAGAUGAUCAACAAGACGGAG